Molecule: messenger RNA, 1631 nt
Organism: Dendronephthya gigantea
Lineage: Eukaryota; Metazoa; Cnidaria; Anthozoa; Malacalcyonacea; Nephtheidae
Exons: 4
Coding region: 922-1344 (140 amino acids)
Source: RefSeq, a predicted model, not a curated record
AUUAUAAAGCACAAAAGAAUAUUGUUAGUUAAGGCCUUGUUUUACAUCGUAUACUAUUUAAUAUCUAUUUCUAUUGCAUCAUUUGCAUGUUAGAGUCUCUUUAAAUGAUAAUCGAAUCGAUCGCCCCGGAACAAACACAAUAUUUCGCACAUAAUAUAUAUAAUUAAGCUAAAAGCACAAGCAAAAACACUCCUUUAGCUCGAAUAAACGCUUAGCAAGCGUCUUGUUUAUGAUGGCAUUCGUUUACGCAAUUCAUACCCAUCGACUCGUGGGAUGUUGUUGGGAUCCACAAGAACAGUUCCUCCUUGGCAAAACUGUUCCUGUUUGGGUUUUUUAUUUCAUUUGCGUUGAUUUGUGGGACAUGCGUAUAGAAUUAAGCUCGUACUUGCUCGUUAUUUCCCCUGUUUACAAGAGCUAUGUUUAAUGAUACUUGUAAUGGUAGCGGAUUAUACAUGCGGUUACGCAUUUAUUAUAUCCCACUUGCGAUUUAUUAUAUCCGGUUGGGAUUUAUAGCGUAGCCAUUAUGUCGGAAAUGUUAGCUAUAAAUAACAAUUUUCUUUCGGAACCAUACAAGACUUAUAUAUAGGUCUAAAUAACGCCAGAACAAACACAAUCAAUGGUAAGUAACAAUAUAUUUUACAAACGGCGCCCCGAAGACCAUAACAUAGAUUCACUUGAAGAAACCGGACGCACUUGGAAAUUAUACUCUGGCUUACUUAUGCCUGGAUUUGUUUCUAUAACUACGAAUAAAUACGAAUAUAUUGCGAACUAACAAGAACAUCCUCCCGUCUAAGAUCCUCUUCUGGCUAAUUUCCCCCCUUGGAAUAAAAGCGCUGGUUCUUCAGCAAUUCACUCAAUUCACAUUUGGUUUGUUCUAAGCUUGGAGGAUCUCGCCUUUGAAAACUUGCAGUGACCAGAACCAUGAAAGGAUACCUGACCAUUUUUACCGUUUUGCUUGCUGUGGCCUCGUUAUUGUUGGUCGAUGCCGCACCUCAAGCUGAAGUACACUCGAGAGCGAAACGCGGUUUCAAAUCGUAUUUUGAGAAUUACCUGGAUGAAAUGGCGACAAGCGCUUGUGUUGCGAUGGGAAACACUGGAAGUCUGUACUUCGCAGUUCGUCGAACUUGUACUUCAUCUAACACACAAAAUUGUCAUAGUCUGUGUACUUCGCAUCAAGUCAGAAAGGAAGCCAAAAUCUGGAAUCCUAACAAGCUGCUUAAUUCAAAAUGUGUGGAAUCACUUCAUGUCUACAAGGGCCGUCCAUCGUUGGCUGACAAUAAGAACGCUGACACAGAUGUGAAUAAAGUUGGCUUUGUCGAAAAUGUUGCCUUCGCCAAUAUGUAAUCUUCGACACAAUCACAAGUUUUUAUAAUAUUUAUUUAAAUAACAGAAAAUCCCAAUCAGCGCACGGGCUGCUCACAUCACACUUUACUAUCACACACUCACUGCUUUAUAACUCCCCACACCCUCGUCUUAAAUCACAAUUAUGUUUCUGACGUCACGUGCAAUUGAAACCCUAUAUAACCCUAUAUUAAUAGCGCCAGUCUCCCACACACUCCCCCAUAUAGCUUGGAAUCAAGGUAUAUGUCACUAAUCGAGACUGGCUUAACUUUGUGCGAAAUCAGCAAAAU